Molecule: messenger RNA, 346 nt
Organism: Heterocephalus glaber (naked mole-rat)
Lineage: Eukaryota; Metazoa; Chordata; Mammalia; Rodentia; Bathyergidae
Source: RefSeq, a predicted model, not a curated record
CAUAGCUGUGUGGCUCUACCUGUUAGCCCUCAUGGGCCUGUUCCACCUUGUGCGCUGGUACCAGGAGAGGCAGGUGGUGAGCCACCUCCAAGACAAGUAUGUGUUCAUCACGGGCUGUGACUCGGGCUUCGGGAACCUGCUGGCCAGACAGCUGGACAUGCGAGGCUUGAGGGUGCUGGCUGCGUGUCUGACGGAGAAGGGGGCUGAGCAGCUGAGGAAGCAGACGUCAGAACGGCUGGAGACAGUGAUCCUGGGCGUCACCCAGACAGAGAGCAUCGCUGCAGCUGUCCAGUGGGUAAAGGAGCAUGUGGGGUACAAAAUAUGGCCACAGGAGUCUGUCCAUUAG